CGUGCUUUUGGAAAUGAACUCUUCUUAUGUAAAUUGUGUUUCCUGAAAAAGGUCACUCAAAUAUAAUUAUUAACAACCACACAUUAAUUAAAGUUACAGUGAGACCCCUUCAGACCCGCAGUUUUACUGAUGGGAAAAAAAUAAUACAAUCUGCCCUGAUUUUUACUCAAACACCACAACAAAGUGCAAUUUUUUGGUUUGGUUAUUUAAAGUUUUUAUUGGUCAUUUUUUAUGUUAAUGUGUUUUUGAUGACAAACGGGCACUUUACGUUAUUCGUUUUGAAAGAGCCAAAAAUAGCAAAGAGGGCUUCUCACUACUCAUGAUUUGAUUUCAAUGGGUAAAGUUUCAUACAAUCAUCUCCCAGAAGUGACAAUUGCAACUGAAUUCACUGUAUUUAUUGGUUUAGAGAUGCGCACGCAUCAUGUCCUCCCGCAGCAAGUCUGAAGGGGUUAAAACAUAUUGACGUUCACAGCUGGCGCGGGAAGACUGAUUAAGCACCGCCCAAUGCAUUGCAGAUGAGAACAAUUGAAUGAGAGGAGGAAGUGCAACUUUUGGAAAGUCACCCUGAUUAAAGUACAUAUACUACCUGUUUUAACGCAGAGAAUUGGCAAUGCCUUCCCUGAGAAGCAGGAAAUCACCAAAACAGGAUGCCAUUGAACAUGCUUUAAUGGGUCUGGAUAAGACUCUCGAGUUGGAGAAGAAGUACAUCAGUUCUUUUAAAGGUCGAGGAGUAUUUACCAAAGCCCCUUUCAGGAAAGAAGAUUUUGUGGUGGAGUACAGAGGAGAUUUAAUAGAUUGGGAUGAAUCCCAAAAGAGAAAGAUGGACUAUGGAACAGGAAGAGUCUUUGUCUUUGAUUUCCGCUGGCAAGAAAAAACUUGGUGCAUUGAUGCUGCCAAAGAAGAUGGCAGUCUCGGAAGACUGGUCAAUGAUGACCACAAGCACCCAAAUUGUAAAAUGAAGAUGAUUGUGACAGAGGGCAAGCCUCACCUGUGUUUAUUUGCACAAAGAGACCUUGACAUUGGUGAAGAGAUAACUUAUGACUACGGACCAGCGGACUGGCCUUGGAGGAAAAAGGACAAAGGACAAUCGACUGUGACGAAAACUGCUGAGAGUGAAAUUUCCAGGACCAGAGAGCAGCCUCCACAAUCUAAAGACUCGGAUAUGGAGGUAUGCAUAGCAUGUGCUUUAAAGCUGCAGUUUGUCUCAUAUUGGUUAAUGGUUUAUAUUACUUCUCCACUUGUUGAUUAG
Molecule: messenger RNA, 1249 nt
Organism: Corythoichthys intestinalis (scribbled pipefish)
Lineage: Eukaryota; Metazoa; Chordata; Actinopteri; Syngnathiformes; Syngnathidae
Product: N-lysine methyltransferase KMT5A-A-like
Exons: 5
Coding region: 611-1249 (212 amino acids)
Biological process (GO): regulation of transcription by RNA polymerase II; regulation of DNA damage response, signal transduction by p53 class mediator
Cellular component (GO): polytene chromosome; nucleus
Molecular function (GO): histone H4K20 methyltransferase activity; transcription regulator activity; protein binding
Source: RefSeq, a predicted model, not a curated record